Messenger RNA from Podospora pseudocomata, 1346 nucleotides. It is a transcript of the gene trs31, whose product is annotated as Trafficking protein particle complex subunit 31. The transcript is spliced from 2 exons. The coding region runs from base 431 to 1126 and encodes 231 amino acids. Gene Ontology annotation, biological process: endoplasmic reticulum to Golgi vesicle-mediated transport. Gene Ontology annotation, cellular component: TRAPPII protein complex; TRAPPI protein complex; TRAPPIII protein complex. Lineage: Eukaryota; Fungi; Ascomycota; Sordariomycetes; Sordariales; Podosporaceae. The record is from RefSeq and is a predicted model, not a curated record.
CUUGAGAUGGCAAGACAAGAUGUGACAAUAAACUUUCCCAUGAAAUAUCAUCCUAGUCAUUGAAAUGCGGAAUAGGUGUUUCUGACCAUCUUUUGGUAACAUUGUUGCAUAGAAAAAACCAAGAGUCAUGGCUGCAGGGUCAACGACACCAACCGUGGUGCCCCAAAAUAUCGGUACUUACUCCACACCCUUCAGCCCAGAGCUCAAGCCACAGCAAGCGGGUCCCGAAGUUCAAUCAAGCAAAUCGACUCCACUGCGCAAGCCGUCGUUGUCCCUGAACAUGCAUCGCCAAUUCUCAAGCUCCUUGACAGCUCCAUAUCAACAACAUCCCCAGCCAUAACCACACCCGCCAUUAUCCACGCGCAUAUCCAUCCAUACCUACUUGAAUCAUACACAUCGCUUGGGGCAUCAGCAACAAAAAACCACAAUAAUGUCCCAACCACGACCCCCUCCCACAUCAUCAGGCAACCCAUCCGCCCCUCCCCAAAAAGAACCCUCCUCCUCCCACACCACUGGCCUCCGCUACCCCUCCAACGGUAAAACCAUCUACCACCGCCACCUCUCCCGCAGCCGAACCGCCGAGCUCUCCCAAGCCUCCUUCGCCUACCUCUUCUCCGAAAUGGUCACCUACGCCCAAAGGCGAGUAACCGGGAUCCAAGACCUCGAGAAACGCCUCAACACCCAAGGCCACCCUCUAGGCCUAAAACUCCUCGACCUCCUCCUCAUCCGCGAACCCCCCCGCUCCCAAUCCCGCCCCCUCAACAUCAUCACCCUCCUCCACUUCAUCAAGAUCAACCUCUGGCAGCACCUCUUUGGCCGGCAAGCCGACCGCCUCGAAAAAUCCUCCGAUCCCGACGCGCCAGACGAGUACAUGAUUAUCGACAACGAACCCCUCGUCAACGCUUACGUCUCUGUCCCAAAGGAAAUGUCACAGCUCAACUGCGCGGCGUUUGUGGCCGGCAUCAUCGAGGGGGUGUGUGACGGGGCGGUUUUUCCUGCGAGGGUCACGGCCCAUAGCGUGGGGAGUAAGGAGGAGGGGGAGAUGUGGCCGGGGAAGACGGUGUUUUUGGUUAAGUUCCAGCCCGAGGUGUUGGAGCGGGAGGCGUUGAUUGGUGGGAAGGGUUAGGAAUGAGAAGAAUUGCUGCGGUUGGGGUGGUCUAAAGCUGGUGGAAUGGAGUGGGUUUGCAUAUGUUAUGGCGUUUAUGGAGUUGGGCAAGCAAAGUGUUUCUAAUGGUAAGGCAAGCGAUUUAUUUACAGAUGUUAUGGGUGUGACCAGAAUAGCAGCUAUUGCACUUGGUUAAUACUGAGCAGUUGAGGAUCAAAAAAAAAGAUAGAGUAAACGAGCG